UUCUGGAGAUCAACUAAAUUUUCGUUUGGAUUAAAUUACUUAUCAUAUACUGAUUUUUCUUAUUUCUAAAUCGUUUGUCCGAAAGUAGAGUUUUGUAUGCUGAUGAAGCACCUAUUUCUUCCAGCAGAGCUUCUCGAGCCACCAUGGAUAUAUAUUUGCCGCAUGCUACUAAGCUUCAGUCUUAUUAAGCAGUGCGUUCUUCGAUUCGCUCUAUGGAGAUGUACACGGUGCGGGUCCCAAUGAGUCAUUAGUAGGAGGGCGACACGCAAGUAGGAUUAGUUAAUGUAGAAACCCAUCUCAAACAGAAUCAGGGCGAUAUUUUUCUACCUGUUUCUCGGGUACCCAUUCGGCCACCUGGCUCGCAGUCGUUGGAGAACUCUGGGAGUAGGACCCACAAAAAAGUCUAUUCGAAUAUUUGAAAUGACUUGCAACGGGGGCUCAUUCGCGCGCCUAUAAAUGCAGGGAGAGAGAGAGAGAGAGAGAUAGGUCUGUGGUGAUUUCGUUGCUCGCUUCGAACUUCAAUGGGUUCCGAGGAGGGAGAGGAGUUGAGGAAAGGAGAAGGCCGAGAAGACCGAGGAGGACAAGCGUUGCAGCUGUCAAGGAGGGGGACGAGAGCAAGCGGAGGCGGACUGAUCCAGCGAUCAAGGAAGCGACAAAGAAGCAUCUCUUCUUGUAACUCGCCUCGCUCCACCUUCCUCUCUCGCCAUUCUAGCUUCAACUGGUACGACGUGGACUUGUGGACGGAGAUAGCCAAAUACUUGGACGGCAGCGAUCUGAUGCGUCUGAGCCUGGCCAACUGCUGGUUCAACCAUCUGAUCGCAGAGGAGAGCGUCUGGAUGCAUGCCUGCCUCCGCGACCUCCAUGUCCCCCCUUCUGGAGAAGUUUCCUUUCCCUGGAAGGAUAUAUACGGCUCAGCCUUUGAUGGCAGCCACUCUUAUAACUAUCGGCAGCAGGAAAAGCACAUUGACUGGAUUCGGAUAGGUGCGUUCUUACUUGAUUCGCCCGUCGUGUUGCUGACGGAAAACCUGACGCUGCCCAAAAUGCUGCCGCGGCCGGAGGACGACCCCGCGAAGACGAUUCAGACCACCGGCACGUGCCUGUUAGCUGGCGCCCGGACUGGAAUCUGGAUCGCCGAUCUGCAACUGGUUCGAUGCCCAGUGUGCAACCUCAACACAUGUGAAGGGACGAUGCAGGUGCUGGAUGCGAGACACGUGGAGCUGUUCUUGGAGGAGGGUUUCAAGGACGGGAGCUGGGAGUACGAAGACAUCGGGUCCCACCGGAUCGCGAAGCAGUCCAUCGCUGCCGCUGGGGCCAUCUUCGACUCCAAGCACCUGCCUGAUCCUUCCACUGCCGGGGUCCUGGAUGCAAAGGCGUGGAUUGGGCAGCAGGAUGACUGGCAGCCUAAGGCGAGGCUGUCGCUCCACGCCGUCGCCGUCAAUACCAAUCUACAGCCGAACGAGGGUGAGAUUGCACUCGUAAUAAGAGUGAUAAGAAUCCAGUCUUUAAAUUUAUUACUAGGGGAUACAACAAACCAUGCAGGGCUUCAAGUGCGGUUCCAGGCGAUGCGGAGCACAGGGGAGGACCGGAAGGUAGUUUCUAUUAGAAUCUCGCAGCAACUCGUUUAGGACUAUUACCACUUUGUAGAACAAAGUGUAAUUUUCCACAAGAUAAGAUCUCGCUUCACAGACUAACUCUUCUACCUAGCAUUUACAUUGUAUAGUCUUUUUUUUCUUUAUUUUUCUAAAUACUGUGAGCAUUCUGUUUUUUAUGUGCAUACUAUUGUAGAUUUUAGCGACCACGUACAUGUAGUGGUUUGAGAUUGAUUGUAUGUUUUGGAAUCGACGUAAACAUUCUCAGA
Musa acuminata subsp. malaccensis (wild Malaysian banana) is the source of this 1858-nucleotide messenger RNA. The record is from RefSeq and is a predicted model, not a curated record. Lineage: Eukaryota; Viridiplantae; Streptophyta; Magnoliopsida; Zingiberales; Musaceae.